AUGAGGUUAAAAUAUGCGACGGUUGAGCACACACAUUUCUACGUCCGUCCGACGGUCGAGCAAAAACUUUUCUACGUCCGUCCGACGGUCGGGGAGACACUCCCUACUAAAAUCUUGCCUAAUUUGGUAAACUUAUAUCAAAUAAAGAAACAUGAAAAACCUACUUUAAAAAAUAGUGUAGUUAAAGAAAAUAUUUCAAGUUUUAAUAAUAUUGACUUAUUUUCUGAAAACGAUUACCUCUCCUUACAAAGUAUAAAUGCACCAGAUAAUUUAGUAGAAAAAAACCCAAAUCACUUUAUUAAAAAAACUACUUUAAAUGCAACUGAUCCUAAUGAAAAAAAUGUUAAUGAAGCCCAAUUUUUAGCAAAAUUUUCAAAAUGGGCCACUGACAAUAGUAUUACUCAUAACGCCAUAAACGAUUUAAUAAACAUAAUUCAUCCAGCUUUUCCAUUUCUGAAAAAAGAUGCUCGUUCUAUAUUAAAAACACCUCGCAACGUGAGAAAAAUACAACUUGAAAAUGGCAACAUGAUUUAUUUUGGAUUAGAAAAUGGUUUAAAAAAAAAAAUUGCAGAAGGCUUAAAGCAUUUUAAUGAUACAAUUUUAUUAAAUAUUAAUGUAGAUGGAAUCCCAUUAUUUAAAAGUAGUUCAACAGAGUUUUGGCCGGUUUUAGUUCACAGUGAUAGCUUUACAAGUCCUUAUCCUUUUGCUGCUGCAAUAUUUUGUGGUUCGGGAAAACCCUCACCACUGAAAGACUUUUUAAAUGAUUUUAUUACAGAAUGUUUACACUUAUUUUCGAACGGAAUCAAAUACGAACAUAAAAUGUGUCAUAUAAAAAUAAAUUUUUUCUCAUGUGAUGCCCCUGCCAGGUCUUACCUAAAGUGCGUUUUGGGGCACAGUAGCACAAUUGGAUGCGAAAGAUGUGUAAUAAGGGGUAGCAAAGAAGAAUACAAAACUUUUUACCCAGUUAAAUCUCUUCAUGCACUGAGAUCUGACAGUGAUUUUUUAAACAAUAUAAGGUCAGAUAGACACAUUAAAGAAAAAUCUCCACUUUUAGCACUUGAAGUAGGUUUGGUGUCACAAUUUGUACUUGAUCCAAUGCAUUUAAUAUAUCUAGGAGUUAUGAAAAGGUUAUUAAUUUUAUAUUGGAUUGAAGGAAAGCGGCCCUAUAAAAUGAGCAAACUAAACUUUAAUAAUAUAAGCGAAAGUUUAAGACACAUAAAAAAAUUUAUUCCUGUUGAUUUUCACAGAAAAAUUCGUUCAUUAGAUGAAGUUAAGAGAUGGAAAGCCUUGGAGUAUAGAUUUUUUCUGCUUUAUUGUGGCCCUCUGGCUUUAAAAAAUAAUAUUGAUAAAAAAUAUUAUGAGCAUUUUCUUCUUUUACAUUGCGCUAUAUUUAUUUUUAAUAAUGAGUACUUAAUUGGUAAAUAUUUUACAACAGCAAAAGACGCAAUUAAUGAUUUUUUAAGAUUUUCUCCAGAAUUGUAUGAUAAAUUUUUUGUGACCUACAAUGUCCAUUCCUUAAGUCAUAUACACGAGGAUGUUAAAAAGUUUGGAAAAUUGGAAAAUUUUUCAUGCUUUAUGUUUGAAAAUUUUUUAGGCAAGAUUAAAAAAAUGAUACGGGGUAAGGCUCUUCCUUUAGAACAAAUACAUAAUCGCCUUUCAGAAUUUGAACGAACCUUUAUUAAUACCAAUGUAAGUAAAAGUGAAUACACCCCGAUAUUAGUAAAACACUAUAAUAAUUCAUAUUUCACUUGCAAAAAAUUAAAAUUUUUAAAAUCAGUUAACAAUAAUUUAUUUGAAAUAAUUAUUUCUAUAUCGCAACCUAACAAUGUUGUUGUUGUAAAGCAUAAAAUUUAUGUGAUUGAGUCAAUCGUAAAUUUAAAUAAAAUUUACCAAAUAGUUUGCACCCCAUUUAGAUAUUUGGAAGACUUCUUUACACAUCCAAUUAAAUCAUCAAAAUUGGGUAUUUAUUUUGCAAGAGGAAAAGGAAAUCAAGAGAUUUUCAAUGUAAAAGAAAUAUCCUACAAAUGUUUUGCAGUACCUUUUAAAAAUGGUUAUUACGUUUGCCCGGUUAUUCAUCAAAAAAAUGAAUAAUUUAAUGUUUGAUUUUAUUUGCCUGGGUAUUUUUUACAUUUCUGUACCUCAGAGCCAGAGACGUCCAAAACCUUAUUUUGAAUGAGAUGUUUAAUAAUUUGAAACGCGGAA
Brassicogethes aeneus is the source of this 2202-nucleotide messenger RNA. The record is from the annotation of a GenBank genome assembly. NCBI's taxonomy places the organism in Eukaryota, Metazoa, Arthropoda, Insecta, Coleoptera, Nitidulidae.